Messenger RNA from Anopheles coustani, 869 nucleotides. It is a transcript of the gene qvr, whose product is annotated as protein quiver. The transcript is spliced from 4 exons. Lineage: Eukaryota; Metazoa; Arthropoda; Insecta; Diptera; Culicidae. Bases 85 to 561 code for a protein of 158 amino acids. Gene Ontology annotation, biological process: sleep; positive regulation of voltage-gated potassium channel activity; regulation of synaptic transmission, cholinergic. The record is from RefSeq and is a predicted model, not a curated record.
GGAAAGCUGAAUCACUUCGGUCGCAGGGACCGAGGGCCGUUGUUUUUAGGAUAGGAAAUUUUCUGAACCAAGAAUAUCGAUACCAUGGAUAGAAAACAGUGGAUUAUUAUCCCUCUGGCAUUAGUUGGAGUGUUUUGGAUUUGGAUUCCACAGGUGUCCGCUGAGUGUCAAACACGCUCGAUCUAUUGCUAUGAGUGCGACAGUUGGACGGAUGCACGGUGCAAGGACCCCUUCAACUAUACCGCCCUGCCCCGGGACCAGCCGCCCCUGAUGACCUGCAACGGCUGCUGCGUCAAGAUGGUGCGCCACUCGAGAACACCGUACGAGGUCGUGAGGCGAAUGUGCACGUCACAGUUGCAGAUUAAUCUGUUCAUGGUAGAUCAUGUGUGUAUGAUGGAAAGUUCUGGCAAUGGCCAUAUGUGUUUCUGUGAAGAAGAUAUGUGUAACUCCAGUCCUCCCAGCUUGCUCACCGCGAACCAUCAUCGGCUCACUGUGCACGCGUGCAUCGGUAGCGUGAUCGCCGUUUAUUUGCUCCAGCUCGUCCAGAGGGUCUUUCGGUAAGCCGCAAGGUGGCUGCAAACCCAAAACAAAAAAAAACCAAAAAAGAAACAAAUGCAACACUCCGUUUCCCCUUAUCCCACUGCACGGGGCCAUCAAGACGUCGAUAUCCCUUUUUGCCUGCUUCCCAUUUCGUAGAUCCUUGAAUGGUCCUUUCUCCUCCUUAUCGACCUUAUGGCCCCCAUGUCAGAAGUUGCAGUGGGUGGGAAAUGGGUGGAGCUGCCUUGCGGAGCUCUCAUUUGUCCUAAAGCAAAUCGAAAGACUUUUCUACACUUGCCAACCGAGCUUACGGUUGCUUCCGUCGCUGCGUA